AAUAAGUGUACCACGCAAACCCAACAGCUUGCUCGAUCAUCUUCCUCAUUUUUUCUGGUUCCUAUUGUUAAGUUUCCCCCAUCCAAAAAAAGAGAUUGAAAAUAAAUUCCCGACAGUCUCUCAAUUUUCAUGCAAUACUAAACUAGUUUCUUGUAUCGUUCGUUAUUGAUCUGGGUAAGUUUUUUUUUGUCAGAAAAGGAGGGUGAGGCGACUAUGGGAGUAUGGGGGGAACUACCGCUUGGUCCAUCCUCUUCGGAGAAAACUCUUUUUCCUUUAAUCACAUGUUUACUAAAUUUAGUCAAAUUAGCGACGUCCUUUCUCACGUGGGAGUUAUUGUUGCGGCCAGGGGCGGACUCAGGAACAAGAGGCGGAUAUAGCAUUUACAUUGAGCACAAAAGAGAGUAUAUAAUGGCUGCUACUACAUUGGCAUUAAUCCGAGCCCCCAAACUUGAUACAACAACGUUUGGAAAGCUGCUUGCUCCAGCCGGAAGUAUAGGUUCAUCACCAGUACUCCUCAAGUCAAAAUCCAUUACUACAACGACGUACUACUCUCGAAGCAGCAACGUGCAAGUAAAGGCCAGCAGCUCGCCACAAUCAUCUGACUAUUGGAAGAAGAAGUCAAACAACUCAGCUGAUUCAUUCGGAUUUGGGAAUCUGGUGCAAGAUGGUUCUGUUUUUCGUCAAAAUUUCUGUAUCAGGUCCUACGAAAUCGGAGCCAAUGGAACCGCUUCUAUUGAAACAAUGAUGAAUCAUUUGCAGGAGACUGCCCUGAAUCAUGCGAGGGCACUGGGACUAAUGGCUGAUGGGUUUGCUUCAACUCCAGAAAUGUACAAGAGGAAUUUAAUUUGGGUCGUCACUAAAAUGCAAGUUGUCGUGAAUCACUAUCCUACUUGGGGUAAUGUUGUUCAAGUAGACACAUGGAUAGCAGCAUCAGGAAAGAAUGGCAUGCGGCGUGAUUGGCUUCUAAGGGAUGGUUAUACUAAUGAUGUGUUAAUGAAAGGUUCCAGCCGUUGGGUGAUGAUGAAUAAAGAGACAAGGAGAUUAGCCAAACUGUCGGAUGAGGUUCGAGCAGAAUUAGAAAUCCAUUUCGUGGAUACGCCUCCUAUCAUUCAUGAAGACACUAAUAAGCUGCCCAAGCUUGAUGAUCAAAGCCCACACUAUGUUCGAACCGGGUUAACUCCAAAGUGGAAUGACUUUGACCUCAACAAGCACGUGAAUAAUGUCAAGUAUAUCGGAUGGAUUCUCGAAAGUGCACCAUUAGCAUUGUUGGAGAGUCAGGAGAUAGUGGGAAUGGCAUUGGAAUACAGGAGGGAAUGUGGGAAGGACAGUGUAGUGCAAUCUUGUACCUCUCUCCUGCCCAAUCUUGACAACAUUCAGUGUCACCAUUUGCUUCGCCUUCAGACCGGUCCUGAAAUCGUCAACGCAACCACUCACUGGAGACCCAAGCCUUCCCCAGACCUCAACCACAGCUUCCCCCAUUCCUAGCUUUUAAAACGCUCUCAUUUUCUCAAACAUGAAUUAAUAUAUGGUGCGGAGUACUAUGUUAUAAAUUGUGCGGAAUAAAAUACACGAACAUCUGACCAUAAGUAACUUUAUUUCUGCUCACACACUCUGAUUAUUUUUAAUAAAUACUACCUUCGUCCC
This is a messenger RNA of Cuscuta europaea, 1644 nucleotides long. The record is from the annotation of a GenBank genome assembly. NCBI's taxonomy places the organism in Eukaryota, Viridiplantae, Streptophyta, Magnoliopsida, Solanales, Convolvulaceae.